UAAAAAAAAAAACAGUAACAUCAACGGGAAUGACAGCCGAAGAUAUAAAAUUUUUAGUCAAUUUAUUUUUUGUUUCAUAAUCAAUAUGUACAAAGGAUUUACUCGGAUAUUAUCACUUUACUGUGCAGAUAAAGUACAACCGUGUGUUCCUCCUAUUCUUAGAAAUAAUGUGUUAUGUACGCGAAAAGGUGGUCCUAAUAUAGGUUAUAUUUUUCUACGAACGAAAAAACACGACAGAGGCAGUCCCUCGGCUCUGUUCGUUCCCGUACCAGUCAAGCCUAACCCUGAUGACAUAAACAUUGGUGCAGAACUCUCUGGACGUCUGAAGAAGCAGGAUCUUCUUAAAAUUCUUAACAAAUUCUAUCAAAAACCAGAGGUCAGAGUGUUGGCAUCAGAGAAUGGAUUGGAUGACCAGCUAUUGCAUCAGGCUUUUCUAUCGUUUCGGAGACAUUGUUUAGAACAUGACCUGCCACCAGACUUACACAUCAUUAUAAGUGAUAUUAUACAAGGUGCUGGCCAUGUAGAUGACCUAUUUCCAUACUUCCUGAGACAUGCAAGACAGGCAUUCCCUCACCUAGACUGUUUAGAUGACCUGAAAAAGAUAUCUGACUUGAGAACACCUGCUAACUGGUAUCCUGAAGCAAGAUCAAUAAACAGAAAGAUAAUAUUCCAUGCGGGUCCAACAAACUCGGGCAAGACUUAUCAUGCACUCGAGAGGUUUUUGAGUGCCAAAUCUGGAGUUUACUGUGGCCCAUUGAAGCUAUUGGCAACUGAAAUAUAUCAUAAAUCUAAUAAACAUGGUACACCUUGCGAUCUGAUAACUGGAGAAGAAAGGAGGCACGCGUCUUUAUACACAACUUUGACAAAUCCAGACGAGAAGAGUGUCAAUGCUCCAACAGACAACCACUGCUUACAAAUAGAUGCAACUGAGCUUACGCCUUCUAGUCAUGUUGCUUGUACAGUUGAAAUGACGUCACUUAAUAAUAGAUAUGAAGUAGCAAUUAUAGAUGAAAUCCAAAUGAUUGGGGACAGGGGAAGAGGGUGGGCGUGGACGCGGGCGAUAUUAGGAUUACAAGCAGAUGAAAUACAUUUGUGUGGAGAGGCUGGUGCUGUCAGUCUUAUAGAAGAAAUAUGUAAUGCGACUGGUGAAGAAUUAGAAGUACGCAACUAUAAAAGACUAACAGAACUGAAAGUAGAAGACACAGCAUUGGGAUCCCUGGAUAACGUGAAACCCGGAGACUGUAUAGUGUGUUUCAAUAAAAACGACAUUUACAGUGUAAGUCGAGCCAUUGAACAGAGGGGUCAAGAAGUAGCAGUAAUUUACGGUAGUUUACCUCCGGGCACAAAGUUAGCUCAAGCGAAUAAGUUCAAUGACCCUAACAGUUCGUGUAAAGUUAUGGUAGCUACCGACGCAAUAGGGUUGGGCAUUAAUUUGAGUAUAAGAAGAAUAAUAUUUUAUUCUCUAAUAAAGCCCGUGGUGAACGAUGACGGAGAUAAAGAAAUGGAUGUUAUUAGUAUAUCGCAAGCUUUACAAAUCGCUGGUCGUGCAGGUCGCUACGGCAGUGCUUGGGAGACUGGUUACGUCACAACAUACAAGCCAGAGGAUUUGGCCACGUUGAAAACGUUGCUAUCAAAUACUCCCGACCCGGUCACUCAGGCGGGGUUACACCCGACUGCUGAACAAAUGGAGCUGUAUGCUUAUCAUCUACCUCAUGCCAGUCUUAGUAGUCUUAUGGAUAUAUUCGUCCACUUAUGUACCGUCGACGUGUCCCUCUACUUCAUGUGUAACACGGAAGCGUUCAAAUUCCUCGCGGAGAUGAUACAGCACGUGCCGCUGCCUCUCCGCGCUCGCUACGUCUUCUGUUGUGCACCGAUCAACAACAAACUGCCCUUUGUUUGUGCCACAUUCCUUAAGAUGGUCCGACAAUACAGUCGCAACGAGCCUCUAACAAAGAACUGGUUGAGUAACGUCGUGGACUGGCCUCUGCCCUCGCCGAAGACUAUCAUGGAUCUAGUACAUCUGGAGUCUGUGUUUGAUGUGUUAGAGCUUUAUUUAUGGUUAAGUUAUCGGUUCCCCGACAUGUUCCCUGACGCUAAGCUAGUGCGUGAUAUGGAAGUGGAACUGGACGCGAUCAUACAGCAAGGAAUAUUCCAAAUAACCAGAUUAUUAAGAAACUCAGAGCAAGUCCUUCGCGACGACGCACAGAUGGAAGCGCUGAGAGACAAGAGAAUGUCGCGCUCCGGCUCGCACUUGAAGCCCAAGGGAGACGACUCCAAGCCUAAACUGUCGGAAUUACUUGUAGCUAAGGGUCUUAUCACACCUCAAAUGUUGAAGAAACUCCAGCAAGAACUAGCAACUAAUUCAACAGACAAACAGAAGCCAGAAAGAAGUCGAAAUAAUAGAAAUAGGAGGAAAUGAUGCUUUAAAUUUGUUGUAAAUAUAAGUUACAUAAAAUACUUGUAAUAAAAUGUUCCCGAGAUCUAGUUCAA
Helicoverpa armigera (cotton bollworm) is the source of this 2490-nucleotide messenger RNA. It is a transcript of the gene Suv3, whose product is annotated as ATP-dependent RNA helicase SUV3 homolog, mitochondrial. Gene Ontology annotation, biological process: mitochondrial RNA 3'-end processing; RNA catabolic process. The transcript has 15 exons. The coding region runs from base 86 to 2419 and encodes 777 amino acids. Gene Ontology annotation, cellular component: mitochondrial degradosome. The record is from RefSeq and is a predicted model, not a curated record. Gene Ontology annotation, molecular function: RNA helicase activity; hydrolase activity, acting on acid anhydrides; ATP binding. NCBI's taxonomy places the organism in Eukaryota, Metazoa, Arthropoda, Insecta, Lepidoptera, Noctuidae.